Electrophorus electricus (electric eel) is the source of this 1704-nucleotide messenger RNA. It is a transcript of the gene fkbp14, whose product is annotated as FKBP prolyl isomerase 14. Lineage: Eukaryota; Metazoa; Chordata; Actinopteri; Gymnotiformes; Gymnotidae. The record is from RefSeq and is a predicted model, not a curated record. Gene Ontology annotation, molecular function: calcium ion binding; peptidyl-prolyl cis-trans isomerase activity.
GAGUCUUUGGAAAAAUUUGUAUGCCACGUAGUCGGCGGGAUUACCCCAGGCAAUUUUCCCUGGUUACUUUUAUUUCUACAUAUUUGUGCAAAUAUACCCUCCUGCAAUUCCAGACAGCUGACCGGUUUUUUUUUUUUACUUAAAAAUGAUACUGGAGUUAUGGGCGUACUUUGUCACAGCAUUCUUUUUCUCUGUUCAUGGAGCAAAACUUCCGGAGCCGGAGGUGAAAAUUGAAGUUUUGUACAAACCUUUCCUAUGCCAUCGGAAGUCAAAAUACGGGGACAUACUCCUCGUACAUUACGAGGGAUAUCUGGAGAGUAACGGCACCCUGUUUCAUUCCAGCCGUCAUCAUGGUGAUAAGAAUCCAGUGUGGUUCACACUGGGGAUCCGGGAGGUGAUAAAAGGGUGGGACAAGGGCCUCCAAAACAUGUGUGCAGGGGAAAGGAGGAAGCUCACCAUUCCCCCAGCACUGGCAUACGGCAAGGAGGGAAAAGGGGUCAUUCCACCAGAGAGCAGCCUGAUCUUUGACAUUGAAGUCAUGGAGAUCAGGAAUGGACCCAGGUCACAUGAAUCCUUCCAGGACAUGGAUCUCAAUGACGACUGGAAGCUCUCCAAAUCAGAGGUGAAGGAGUACCUGCGCAGGGAGUUUGAAAAACACGGAUACCCUCCCAAUGACACCCAUCAUGAGGCCAUGGUGGAGGACAUCUUCCAGAAAGAGGAUGAAGACGAGGACGGCUUUAUAUCUGCCCGUGAAUUCACAUAUAAACACGACGAGCUAUAGAAAAGUUUCUUAUUCUUGUCCCUGAGUAGUGUUCAACUUCACAAAGACUUAACCCUAAACACAGAGUCACAAAUGUAUACAUUCCGAUUUAAAAAGCAAAAGACCUGGACUCCAUUAUUUUGUAUCAGCUAGUUGGUUUCACUCAGUUACACUUAUGCUGGCUCAAAUUACUUGGCGUAUCUGGGCAGUUCUGAACCAUACACCUCUGGACACAGUAGCGUACCUCCCACCACCCCAGUUACAGUAUAAUGUGUUUGGGAGAAAGGAAAGGAUAAAGCUGUAACUAAUGAUCUAAAACUUAGUGAGCAGUUAUGUGGUUAUGUCUGCAAUCCUUUAAAUAUUCUCAGGGAUGGUUCAAAUUAAUGUUGUGCUCCCUUUUGAAAUAUAUACUGUUUGUUGUUGUUGUGUAACCAGCAUCAACAUUAUGAACUGCUAAGAUCAGCCAUGUGCCUUUCUCAUGUCCAUACACGGAGAAGAAGUGUGUGACUUAUUUUUUAUUAACAGUGCCUAUUCUGAAUGAAAGGAAUACCGUUGAAGCAUGAGAUGUUCAGAUAGAGGUCUUUUUGCUCUGAUACCUUUUAAACAAUUAAUGUGACUAAUUUUUCAAAACUGAUUUAGCUUUUAUUAAAGUUUUUUUUAAUUUUUUUUAAAGAUGUGAUAUUAUAUUCCGAUGCUGUAGAACCACGGAUUAUUUAAGUAGUCAUUUUAGAAAUUACCAGUAGGAGGCGAUCUUUGCUCAGUAGAUGAAACCAAUUGCUGAUGACCGAAGCAGUGAAAAUCAAAGUUAGAUGCAGCAGUGUGCUCAAUAUUUAUAAGAGAAAACUUGGAAAGAAAUAUUCAAACAACAGUUUUAUUUGAACAAAAUGUCAUAUUGUGUUAGACUGUGAUUGCCUUUUAGUAUAUUAAAAAUAUACUGAAUGGGA